AUGCUCCCUUCACACCUAGUCUCUGCCAUCAAUGAGGCCAGGGACAUUAUCAAUGAUCCUAGUACCAAAAAGGAAGACGUCGCCCAGCUUCGUCAAGCCUGUGCCUCGCUUAACAAAGUCUUAGAGGACCCUGCGGACAGACUCUUGAACCAAGCCUUCCAGAUCCAAGACUUGGUGAUUGCCAGAAUGGCCAUUCAAUUGGGGGUUUUUGAUGGACCUGAACCCAUCUUCGGGCCAUGCGAUGUAGCUGAUCAGAGUGGGUGUGAUCCUGCAUUAGCCUCGCGUGUUUUGAGGGCUUUGGUUGGCCUGGGUCUUCUUGAUAUCACCAAAGAGGGAAAGUAUGAAUUAAACGAAUCCAGCAAAUCUCUCAAAAAGGGUGCGAUGGUCCAGGAUGGUAUUAUAAUGACACUAGAUGUCGCACUGAAAAUGUCGGCAAACACGCUUUCUUUCUUCGAAAGCAACGGGUACCAUAACCCAACUAAUGCCAAUCGUGGUAUUUUUCAGCACACAUUUGGGACAUCAUUGCCCUUCUUUGAAUGGCUUCCAUCCCAGCCCCUCCUACAGGACGCAUUUAACCGUUUCAUGGAGGCUACUGCGGGAGAUGGAACUCCCGCACAGUGGGCUCAGUGGUUUCCAAUGGAGUUUAAAUUCCAGGAGCUAUAUGAAAAGUCUCAGAAGGACAAGAAGUCUCUGACUUUCGUCGAUGUGGGAGGAGGCCAUGGACAUGAGGCCAAAGCAGUGAUGAGUCGAUUUUCCCACAUCCCGUGUCGAUUCGUUGUACAGGACGGCCCAGAAUAUGUCAAAAGCCACGGCGCCGAGUUGGAAACCGGGACUCAUCGUUCUUUGGAACGCAUGGAGUAUAGCUUUUUCAAUAAGCAGCCAGUCGAGCACGCCCAUGUUUACUUUUUGGGCAGGGUACUGCACAAUUGGCCUGAGGUCCAAUCUCGUCAGAUCCUGGAAAAUAUUCGAGCGGCCAUGGAUCAGGAUUCGGUUCUGCUCAUCCAUGACUGGGUUCUUUCCGACAAUCCUGCGGACCUCUCACCUGAACAGGCUCGAGAUGACUGGGCUAUGAUGACUCUCUUCUCCGCCCCAGAGCGAUCUGCAUCGGGAUGGCGAGCUCUGUUGGAUUCGGCCCAGUUGAAGCUUGUAAACAUUUGGGCAUCGCCAAACAAUAAUGGUGGCCGUAAUACGACGCUUCUGGAAGCCGUGGUCAAAACUUGA
Messenger RNA from Penicillium concentricum, 1221 nucleotides. RefSeq names its product Winged helix-turn-helix transcription repressor DNA-binding. Lineage: Eukaryota; Fungi; Ascomycota; Eurotiomycetes; Eurotiales; Aspergillaceae. The transcript is spliced from 4 exons. The record is from RefSeq and is a predicted model, not a curated record. Bases 1 to 1221 code for a protein of 406 amino acids. Gene Ontology annotation, molecular function: O-methyltransferase activity.